AUGAACUAUCACGUCGAGGAGCCCAAUCUCGCGUUGUCCAGUAUUUCUCUCUUCCUUAUCUCCACUCCAGAUAUCCCCACCGCGCUCUCCGACAUCUGGGGCAGCGUUCGCAAUGAUUCGGUGCUCCAACAAAUUGCCAGCAGUCUCGUGGAUAUCUGCGUGAAUCUGGGCAUCAAGCCUCACAUUCACUACUAUAACUGCUAUCCUUGUGACCGAAUCGCCGAUCUCUUUUAUCAAUCUAUCGAACAACACAUCGCGAUCGGCGGUCAACUUCACGAAAAGGGGCUUCUCUUCUUGGUGGAUCGCACCGUAGAUCCGUUGAUUCCACUCAUGCAUCCCAUUACCUACGAACCCAUGGUGAUGGAUCUGCUCCCUGUCGGAGAAGGCGGCGAAUUCGAGUAUCGAUCGCGCUCCGGCGAAGACAAGUCGCGAACAGUCCUGCUGAAUUCGCAGGAUCGGAUUUGGGAAGCGUAUAAAUACGAACACAUUCAGAACACGGCGGUAUGGAUUAAUAAGGCGGUGGAGGUGUUUCAGGCCGAGAAGGAAGAGAGCAAAAAUUCCAUUCAGGAUAUCGGAAAUCUGAUCAAAACGCUGCCGGAGAGAAAGCAGCGGAACGAUUUGUUUGCGCUGCACGUCACGAUCAGUCGUAUGUGUAUCGACCUGUUCCGCGAUCACGCGCUCAAUCGGCUGAUUCCUCUCGAACAGAUCAUUCUGACUGGAUGCGACGAUGCUGGAUCCACUCCGUCCCAAGAAAAGCUGCUUGCGGAACUGGACGCAGUGCUCGCAAGCGAAAUCACCAUGCAGGACAAGCGGCGAUUGAUCCUGAUGUACGCGAUCGCUCGGGGUCUCGAUUCUGAUACGCAGCGACGGCUCUUCCAGCAGAGCGGAUUGCCGAUGGGCGAUUACUCUCUGGUGCAAAAUUUGAAGCUUUUGAAUGUGAAUCUUGCGCAGGUUGGAAUUGAAAUUCGAAAUGAAUUGUAG
Blastocystis hominis is the source of this 981-nucleotide messenger RNA. RefSeq lists its product as hypothetical. The coding region runs from base 1 to 981 and encodes 326 amino acids. The transcript is spliced from 10 exons. The record is from RefSeq and is a predicted model, not a curated record. NCBI's taxonomy places the organism in Eukaryota, Bigyra, Opalinata, Blastocystidae. Gene Ontology annotation, biological process: intracellular protein transport; vesicle-mediated transport.